Messenger RNA from Rhizophagus irregularis DAOM 181602=DAOM 197198, 174 nucleotides. Lineage: Eukaryota; Fungi; Glomeromycota; Glomeromycetes; Glomerales; Glomeraceae. The record is from RefSeq and is a predicted model, not a curated record.
AUGACGGACAAGGUUGCGAAUCUACAAUCACGAAUCUCAUUUAAUGAAGCUACGGGACCUUUUGCUAACAUCAAUGGAAUGAGGUCAAAAAUAGUUCCAGGAACUGCCUUAGAAUACAAAAUAUUAAUUGAAAAAUAUUGGGAUGCUAAAGAUCUCAGACCUGAUAUUAAUUAA